Messenger RNA from Plasmodium reichenowi, 207 nucleotides. Its product is annotated as mitochondrial ribosomal protein S8 precursor, putative. The record is from RefSeq and is a predicted model, not a curated record. The annotation marks the transcript as partial. The transcript has a single exon. NCBI's taxonomy places the organism in Eukaryota, Apicomplexa, Aconoidasida, Haemosporida, Plasmodiidae. Gene Ontology annotation, biological process: translation. Gene Ontology annotation, cellular component: ribosome. Gene Ontology annotation, molecular function: structural constituent of ribosome.
GUCAUUAGAAAUAUCCGGGUUGUUUCAAAACCAAGUCGAGAUAUUUGGCUAACUCCCCAUGAACUUAAAUUUCGGACGAGAUUUAACACGGGUCUUUGGGUUAUGCAAACUAGCUGUGGUGUUAUCAGUCAUAGGGAUUGUGUUCGAAUGGGAAUCGGAGGGAAAAUGUUAUUUGCUGUAAAUAAUGGAUAUCAACAUUUUUGUUAA